Messenger RNA from Tachysurus fulvidraco (yellow catfish), 958 nucleotides. Its product is annotated as phospholysine phosphohistidine inorganic pyrophosphate phosphatase. NCBI's taxonomy places the organism in Eukaryota, Metazoa, Chordata, Actinopteri, Siluriformes, Bagridae. Gene Ontology annotation, molecular function: phosphatase activity; inorganic diphosphate phosphatase activity. Gene Ontology annotation, biological process: dephosphorylation. The coding region runs from base 30 to 845 and encodes 271 amino acids. The record is from RefSeq and is a predicted model, not a curated record. Gene Ontology annotation, cellular component: cytosol. The transcript is spliced from 7 exons.
AUGCGCAGAAGCUCCUCCCGUGUGUCAUCAUGGCGGAUCAGUGGCCGGAGUGUGUGAGGAGUUUAAAGGGAGUGAUUUUAGACAUGUGUGGCGUUUUAUACGACAGCGGAGAGGGAGGAGGGGUUCCGAUUAAAGGCUCGGUGGAGGCUGUCAGAAGUUUACAGUCCUCAGAUCUGCUGUUACGUUUCUGCACGAAUGAAACUCAGGCCACGAGAGAGAAGUUUGUAACAAAGCUGCAGCGUAUGGGCUUCAACAUGGAGGUCAGAGAGGUUUUCUCCCCUGCACCAGCUCUAGUGUCCAUCCUGAAGGAGCGUGGCCUGAGACCACACCUGCUGGUGCAUGACGAUCUGCUACCAGAGUUUGACGGUGUGGAUAAAUCAGAUCCAAACUGUGUGGUGAUCGGAGACGCUGCUGAUAAUUUCUCUUACCAGAACAUGAACGCUGCAUUUCAGGUCCUCAUCUCACUGGAAAGACCACUGCUGUUCUCUAUGGGCAGAGGACGCUAUUACAAGGAGACGGACGGCCUGAAGCUGGAUGUUGGAGCAUAUAUGAAAGCUCUGGAGUAUGCUUGUGAUUUAGAGGCAGACGUGGUGGGAAAACCUGCACCAAUGUUCUUUCAGAGUGUUCUCAAUGACAUGGGCCUCCAACCCCAUGAGGUGUUGAUGAUUGGUGAUGAUCUGGUGAAUGAUGUAGGAGGGGCUCAGAGGUGUGGUAUGAAGGGUCUUCAGGUCCGGACGGGUAAAUACAGGCCAAGUGAUGAGAAACACCCCACAGUUACUGCUGAUGGAUAUGUGGACAAUCUGUCCUGUGCUGUGGACACCAUCCUGAAACACCGCCGUGUUUAGACACGAACUCGUCCAGUCAUCGUGUGUCUGCCAUUACCAUCUGUGGUCUUCCUAUUUGUAUCGAUGGAACUAUAAAUGUAUUGAUGAUAUGAAUAAAAUGUGUAUUAUACCGA